UCAAGGACGUUUGGGUCCUUGUUCAACUUGCCCUGUCCGGCCAGCCUCGUAGGAGAAAGCUCUUGAGAAGCUGAAGAGGAGAUGGAGUCUGCGAAUACAUUGCGUCAAGGCGGAGAGUGCAAAGGAGGUGUUUUAGCUUACCUGGAAAGACUAGAGGCUCAGAUGAACAGAUCCAGUAGAAAGUCUGAGGAGCUGACAGUUCACACAAAGGAAAGUUCUCAGAGAACCAAGAUUCAUGAACUUCGGAGACAGCGAGAUAAGCUGAGGGCUGAAGUGAAGCGACGGCAAGCCAGAAUUAAAGCAUCUUUGGACAAUGAAGACCCAAACAGAACAGUGGAGCUCAGUGAGCAGGAGGAUCUGGCAAGGCAGUGGGGAAACGUGAAAGACAUUCUACAGGCCUAUCGUUUUACAGGGCUCAGUGGGAAGCUGACCAGCCGUGGAGUCUGUGUGUGCAUCAGCACUGCCUUUGAGGGGAACCUACUGGAUUCCUACUUUGUAGACCUUGUCAUGGAGAAACCACUCAGGAUUCAUCACCAUUCCAUCCCAGUCUUCAUCCCUCUGGAAAGGAUAGCCACAGAAUACCUACAGACUGAUAUCCAGCGCUUCCUCUUCAGUCUCUGCGAGUACCUCAAUGCCUACUCAGGGAGGAAGUACCAGACGGACCAACUUGAGACUGACUUCAGUGCCUUCCUCACUGGACCUUUGCAGAGAAAUGCCCUGUGCAACUUGCUGUCAUUUACCUAUAAAGUGGAUCAGGGACACCAGACCUUCUCCUUUAGUGCCACAUUGCUGUAUGAGGACCUCACAGCAGCUCUUCCCACAGGUGUCACUGUGAUGUGCCCAGGGGCAGAAACAUCAUCCGCUCGUUGGGAAGAACACAGAGCAUCCCAUGAAAUGCUCUUCCGAACCAAGCCACUGCACCAGGUGUUUGCUUCCUUUUCAAAACAAGUUGAAAUCCUGGAUUUGAGCCUGGUCUCCUGAAAAACUUUCUACAUGGGAUACAUCUGAAGGGACCCCCAACAGAACCUGUCAACAAAAGCUUUGGAGGGAGAGUGCUUGGCUGGAUACCAGCCUUGUCAUGAGACUAGACACCCACUUCAUGGGAAUGACAAGGAGCUUGUUGAGUAGACACUAGGCGAUUUGGAUAGAUCUCAUUGAUUGCCUGGUCACUUGGUACAGUGCUCCAGAGCAGCUCUCCCUCUAAAAUACCAGCCUAUAAGUAUCGUAUGUAUAUAUUCAUGCUGAAAAAUCAGCUAUGUUGGGGGUAACUAAAGACAUUUUGUGAGCAUCUGUAGCUUUUGUGCGAGCUGUAAAUCUAUGAUAGGGCUUUGUAGAUAAGGGAAUGUGUUUAAUCUUGGGUUUGGGAUCAUGUAUUCUAGGCCACUAUUUGGUGGUAGAAAUUACUUUUUAUAAUUAGGGGUUCUGUGUAUUUAAUAUUUUGUUUCCUAAAAUAUCUUGGUUGAGAGCUGAAUGCAUAAAGUCACUUUGAGAAAGCACUGUUAACAAUCUGUACAUAAAUCACUGACCCUCCCG
Cricetulus griseus (Chinese hamster) is the source of this 1533-nucleotide messenger RNA. Lineage: Eukaryota; Metazoa; Chordata; Mammalia; Rodentia; Cricetidae. The record is from RefSeq and is a predicted model, not a curated record.